GUAAUUUAAGUUGUUGUUUAUUAUUAUUCAAUUCAUGGCGGUUUAAUUCUUUUUAUCCACAUUAAAGUUGUUAAAAAUAAGAAAUAAUUAAUGAGGAUAAUAUAAAUUUCUUAACACUAUCGAUUACAAAACAAGUAAAAUGCCUAGUGAAAUGAUAACACUUCAACUUGGCCAAUGCGGCAAUCAGAUUGGCUUUGAAUUUUGGAAACAGCUGUGCAUAGAGCAUGGCAUAUCUCCUGAAGGUAUACUGGAGGAGUUUGCCUCGGCGGGGUCUGAUCGUAAGGACGUGUUUUUCUAUCAGGCCGACGAUGACCAUUACAUACCGCGCGCCGUUCUAUUGGAUUUGGAGCCUCGUGUAAUUCACACUAUAAUGAACUCUCCUUAUGCCAAACUAUAUAAUCCAGAAAAUGUAUAUUUAUCUAAACAUGGUGGUGGUGCUGGUAAUAAUUGGGCUUCUGGGUAUGCUCAGGGUGAGAAGUUGAAUGAAGAAGUGUUUGAUAUCAUCAACCGUGAAGCAGAUGGCAGUGAUAAUUUAGAGGGUUUUGUGCUGUGUCAUUCAAUUGCUGGUGGUACGGGCUCGGGUAUGGGCUCCUACAUACUGGAGCACCUCUCAGACAGAUUCCCAAAGAAGCUUGUGCAAACAUACAGUGUAUUCCCUAAUUUGGAUGAAAUAAGUGAUGUGGUAGUCCAGCCCUACAACUCGCUGUUGACUCUGAAGCGAUUGACAGAGAGUGCUGAUUGCGUCAUGGUGCUUGACAACACGGCACUGAACCGCAUCGCCAGCGACCGCCUGCACAUACAAAACCCUUCAUUUGCACAGAUAAACACACUCGUGUCCACCAUUAUGAGUGCCAGUACCGCCACUCUCAGGUAUCCGUCAUACAUGAACAACGAUUUGAUCAGUUUGGUGGCGCCGUUAAUACCUACCCCGCGGUUACACUUCCUCAUGACUGGCUACACCCCACUGUCGGCCGACCACGAGCUUAAUACCGCUCCAAAGAUUCGAAAAACGACAGUUUUAGAUGUAAUGCAGAGACUGCUUCAGCCAAAGAAUAUGAUGGUAUCGCUUAGUCCAGACAGAACUAACCAACACUGCUAUAUUUCAAUACUGAACAUAAUACAGGGGGAGGUGGAUCCGUCGCAGGUGCACAAGUCGUUGCAACGCAUUCGCGAGCGUAAGCUGGCCUCGUUCAUCCCGUGGGGGCCCGCCUCCAUACAGGUGGCGCUCUCCCGCCGCUCGCCCUACGUGCACGCUUCACACAAGGUCUCCGGCCUUCUCCUUGCCAACCACACCAACAUAUCAUCGCUAUUCGACAGAUGCCUGCAGCAGUUCGAUAAGCUACGUAAGCGUGAAGCGUUCCUCGAGGUGUUCCGUAAGGAGCCCAUGUUCAAAGACUCGCUAGAGGAGUUCGACGAGUCGCGAAGCGUGGUUGACGAUCUAGUCCAGGAGUACCAGGCGGCCGCAACACCGGACUAUGUACAUUGGAAUCCAGAGAGCAGUCAAAUAUAACAAGAACUGUAACUAAAGUAUGGAAUUAUAUUGACAUUACCAGAAUCUCAGAGGAUGUAAAGAGAUUCCAAGCGGAAUAAGUUGAAUAAUGUAUACUUACAACUUGUUAUCUUAUGUUAAACAAAGUGCCAUUUAU
Molecule: messenger RNA, 1646 nt
Organism: Achroia grisella
Lineage: Eukaryota; Metazoa; Arthropoda; Insecta; Lepidoptera; Pyralidae
Gene: gammaTub37C
Product: tubulin gamma-2 chain-like
Exons: 10
Coding region: 140-1510 (456 amino acids)
Biological process (GO): mitotic cell cycle; meiotic spindle organization; microtubule nucleation
Cellular component (GO): gamma-tubulin complex; cytoplasm; microtubule
Molecular function (GO): structural constituent of cytoskeleton; GTP binding
Source: RefSeq, a predicted model, not a curated record